AGGGCGUUUGGCAGCGUGCGCGAAAGAAGCUAUCUCCCGCUAAAGGCGCUCAGAUCCCAAGGUACAAGGCAGCCAGCGCGUGGGGCCAUGCGUAUACAACCAGAAUCCUUGCACUUCUGUCAGACAAAUACCGGCCACUUGUAACAGCUAUAUACGCAGUCGUAUGCGGAAUCCUAGUCUAUGUGAUGUUUGCGGCCAACAACUACCUGGCUGACACCGAAUUGGGACCCCCACAGUCACUGUCUUGCGACAGCUACGAAUGGGGCAGUGCACGCUCAUGUGGCGUGGCGGGUGUGAACUGUGAGCCGUUUCUCAGUGACACCUUCACGCCGUACAGAUGUCCACCGUGGUGCGGUGGGAAGACUGGGGCCUGGUAUGUUGUGGGCAAUAACCCCUUCUACCGCGCCGACAGUCGCAUAUGCUUAGCAGCCGUGCAUUCGGGAGUUAUAUCAAAUGCUAGGGGAGGCUGUGUUCGAUACCGACAGACUGGACCCAGUGCAACAUACAAUUCAUCCUGU
Molecule: messenger RNA, 518 nt
Organism: Sphaeroforma arctica JP610
Lineage: Eukaryota; Ichthyosporea; Ichthyophonida
Exons: 3
Source: RefSeq, a predicted model, not a curated record